Pseudomyrmex gracilis is the source of this 2122-nucleotide messenger RNA. It is a transcript of the gene SCOT, whose product is annotated as probable succinyl-CoA:3-ketoacid coenzyme A transferase, mitochondrial. Gene Ontology annotation, molecular function: CoA-transferase activity. The transcript has 9 exons. Gene Ontology annotation, biological process: ketone body catabolic process. The record is from RefSeq and is a predicted model, not a curated record. The coding region runs from base 425 to 2047 and encodes 540 amino acids. NCBI's taxonomy places the organism in Eukaryota, Metazoa, Arthropoda, Insecta, Hymenoptera, Formicidae.
UGCACCAAACCCAAACCAAAAAUUAUGAAAAAAUUAGUAUUGCGAGUAGAACUCAAGAUAGCUGGUUUUACAAUGUUAAUUAUUACUGAUAAUGUUUUAUUUUCAUAUGUGAUAUGUAAAUAGUAAUUGUACUUCUUCAGCUUAUUAUCGAAAAUAUUUUUUUCGUCAUUUCUCGAAUGUUGCACGGAGUCGGACAUUCCUGGCGAGAGCUUCGGUCGGUAGGUUCAGACGUUCCGUUCAAAGUUCAGAAUCUUGGAUUCGUUCAGUCAGCGGUCACGUCUCGCGUGUCCCUAACAAAAGUGACAUUUUGGAACAAAAUUUUGCACUUUAACGUAGAAAUAUCUUGGUAACGCGACAAAGUCUGUAAUAAAUAAGUGAAAAAGAACAUAAUAAUAUCUGGAAAUAAUAUAAGCAUACAGUAACUAUGGCAUUCGUGUUAAGAGGUGUCAGUGGUAUGUUCCUACGUUUAAGCAACGGUUUGUGCGUCGCACGAGCCUCUGUAAAAAUAUCACGGGUGUGUGCGGUUGACUUUUCUAUCAAACUAGACAUCCCACAAACAGAAGAGAAAACUGAAAAGUUAAAAUCGCUGGUAGGAAAUGGCAAAGUAUUCGAAAGUAUAGAAGAAGCUGUAUCUGAUAUUCAGGAUGGAGCUAAGUUAUUGGUUGGUGGAUUUGGUCUCUGUGGUAUUCCAGAAAAUUUAAUAGCAGGUGUAUUAAAAAAAGGUUCUAAAGAUUUAACUGCAGUUUCCAAUAACGCUGGAGUUGAAGAUUUUGGAUUAGGUAUAUUGUUGAAGGAGCACAGAAUCAAAAGAAUGAUUGCGUCGUAUGUGGGUGAAAAUCCUGAAUUUGAAAGACAGUAUCUUAGUGGUAAAUUGGAAGUUGAGUUAACGCCACAGGGUACUUUGGCGGAACGUGUGAGAGCAGGUGGUGCUGGUAUUCCUGCUUUCUACACUCCUACAGCUUUUGGCACAAUUAUACAAGAGGGUAAUGUUGUUGUUAAAUAUGACGAGAAUGGUAAUGGUGAGAUUUUGAGCGAGCCAAAAAAUGUCACGCAAUUUAAUGGACGGAAUUAUGUAUUGGAGACCGCUAUUAUUGGCGAUUUCGCUCUCGUAAAAGCGUGGAAGGCUGACAAGGCUGGUAAUCUUGUAUUUCGAAAAUCCGCGAGAAACUUCAAUCCCGUAAUGUGCAAGGCAGCCAAGAUAUCAAUCGUCGAGGUAGAAGAGAUUGUAGAAAUCGGAGAGUUAGAUCCUGAUCAAAUUCACUUGCCUGGUAUUUUUGUGGAUAGGAUUGUAAAAGGUCCCUCUUACGAAAAACGAAUAGAGAAACGUUCGACGAAGCAAACUAUGAAGCCAAAAAAAGUGACUCCAGCUAGUAAAGCGAGAGACAGAAUUAUCAGGCGUGCCGCUCUUGAAUUUAAAAAUGGAAUGUAUGCAAAUUUAGGAAUUGGUAUUCCCAUGCUUGCUAGUAAUUACAUCCCUAAGGGUGUGAAAGUAACGUUACAAUCUGAGAAUGGUAUUCUUGGAUUGGGUCCUGUACCAGAAAGCGAAAUCGAUGUCGACGCCGACCUCAUUAAUGCUGGGAAAGAAACUGUCACAGUUCUACCCGGUGCUGCGUUUUUCAGUAGUGACGAAAGUUUUGGUAUGAUUAGAGGGGGUCACAUUGAUCUGACUAUUCUCGGAGGCAUGCAAGUAUCGGAGAACGGAGAUCUGGCUAACUGGAUGAUACCAGGUAUGAUGGUAAAAGGCAUGGGUGGUGCCAUGGAUCUUGUUUCGGCUGAAAGUACAAAGGUGGUUGUAACUAUGGAGCAUAAAGCCCGAGACGGAAGUCCGAAAAUUUUAAAGAACUGCACUUUGCCUAUCACAGGUCAACAGUGUGUAGAUUUGAUUAUUACUGAUUUGGGCGUGUUUGAAGUUGUGAAAGGUGAAGGAUUAAAACUUAUUGAGAUUGCUCCCAACGUCGAUAUCAGUGAGAUUGUUAGUUCGACAAGCUGUGAAUUUAGCGUUGCUGACGAUCUUAAGGAAAUGGAUCAAGUCGAGGUCGAUGAAUAAAUAACUUGUAAUAUAUUCCAUAUAAUGGUUUUUGUAAAUGUGUGAAUAUUUAAUCACAUAUUUCACUAAUUUGUC